CAUCAGAUUUAAAUUAGAAAAGUAAACAGGGAGUGGAUUUGGUUGAGAAAGAUAAUCAAACAGGUUGUUUGCAUGAAGAAGGUCAGGUCAAGCCAACCAGCAAAUUAGAAAUUAUCGUAAUAGGAAAAGAAGCUUAAAAAUUUUAUCGCAAUGCGAUCUGGGUCAAGGCUUCAACAUAUUAUAUUUUGGCAACGGAGAGAAAGGACUGGCAAUUGGACAUUCGAGACACGGUUAUUAGGCAAAGCGACAAAGGAGCAAAUUUUAAAAUUUCCAGUAAUGAAUAUGAUCGUUCACACUCUAGUCCCCACUUUCCACUAUCAAUCAGGCUUCCAAGAGAAUUCUGAUUGCCAUUUAAAUCGCUCGCUAAUCACUUUCCAUUAUGAAUUGCACUUAGCACCACCUGCACACCCGAAAAAGAAAACAUUGGGUGGAGAUUAAAAGCACUGAUAAAAUUCACCAUAACAACAGCCUUUUUAUCAGGUAAGUCGUGGGUUCCAUUUCUAGUUUCCUUUCAGUUGGUUUUUCUCUUUCUUAAUCCAUACUUUUAGUGCCUGCCCAGCUCGUACCAAGCAAAAUCCAGUAGUCUGUUGACUCUGUUCAAUUUUUGCUUCUUAUGAUUAUUAUCUUGAAUUCUUGAUUGUUGAACAUUUUUUUUUUUUUUGUUUUCCUUGAAGGCUCAACGGACCGGAUGCUAUAUAAUUAUAGACCCUUUUAGUAGAAAAAAAAAAAAAAAUCGAACCUUGCUCAUACUAACGACAAGUUAGUUUUGAUUGUGAUCAAGAUAACUGCAACGUUAGCAUUGGAAUAUCACUAAUAUUUAAAUGACUGCUCUUUGAGUGUAUGUAUAAGUACCAAUUGACCUUUUUGUUUUAGUAAGACUCCUUAAAAGGUCGUCAUCAUGUAGUGUUGAGCAUCAAAAGGAAAAUGUCCUGCUUUUGAUUUCCUUUCUAUAGUGUUUAAUAUAGGUUAGCUUCCUAUUUUGCCUUUCUUUCUAUUUAUCAAAGGUCAUUAGAAAGAAUAGAAAUUAUUGUGUGACUUAGUCUAUAAGCAGAGUCAAUUGUGUAAUGAUAUGUGUCAAUUUCAGUUAAGUAGCAUAUUUAGAUUGGUUAGUUUUUAAUCAUGGUGAUUAAUGGUAGUUAUCUAACCAAGACAAUUAUACCAGUAAACAAUAUUUGAUACAUACAGUCGUACAAUUAGCUCUAUCUACGAAUGGCUGUUUCUGUUUAAAGAAGUUUCCUUCUUUUCUUUUUUCUAUUCAUGAAGUUUUCCAAUAAAUGUUAUUGGUAGGUUUACCUGAAAAUUAACUAAACAGCAUUCUAGUACAAUGUGAAAAAAGGCAGAGAACUGAGAAGGAUAAAAUGUUAUUUGGCUCCAAUAAAUAAUGUUGAUGCAGGAGGAUCUGUUGCAGAUUUAUGUUUUUGUAUUGUUUUAUAUGAUCAGUUAACAUGUUAUGGAAUAUGGAUACCCUGGGGAUGAUUAUCAUCUACGCUCUUGGUGCUUUAGCAGUCAAAAAUGAAUAGAUUGAGCUUCAUGUCAUCAGAGAAAAGCAGUAUAUAACAUUUGGUUUGAUAACAAUAGCAGGUUUGGAUCUUGGGUCGUGUAAACUAUUAUGGAGAGGAUUUAUGUCGGUUCUGGUUUAGACAGAAUCAGUGACCUCCCGAGCAAUGUGAUAGAUCACAUCCUAGCAUGUUUGCCUUUCAAAGAUGCUGUGAGGACCAGUACCUUGUCCAAAAAGUGGAAGGAAAAAUGGCAUAUGGUACCUCAAAUUGUAGUUGAUAAGAACUUUUUCCAUGAAAGAUCACAACGAAAACUUGAGGGUAUCAUCAAUUAUAUUCUUGCUCGACAUGAAGGAACAAUUGAGAAAUUUUCUUUGUCCGUUGAGGAAGUGAACAAUUAUUACAACCUGAAGUUGUGGAUAUGGUGGUUGUCUCAGAAGUCAAUUCAGGAAUUGACCCUCCUGAUAUGGGAUGGUCGGCGCAAUGAAAUGCCAUCUGGUUUAUUUUCUUGUCAGCAGCUGAGGAAGUUGAACCUCCGCUAUUUUGAGGUCACACCAGCUCAUUCAUUCAAAGGAUUUCGUAAUCUUGUUAGCCUUCAGUUGGACAAAGUCAAGAUAGCAACUGCUUUAUUGGAAAGGCUCAUUGCUAGUUGCCCAUUGCUUGAACGGUUGAGAGUACGAAACUUGAGUUACAUUGAUCAUCUUCAUAUCAACGUCCCAACUCUCAAGUACUUUUCCGUUGAUGGAGAAUUCAAAUCGAUUUGUUUCAAUACUCCAGUUCUUGAGGUAUUGUCUAUCAAUUUGUAUGAAAUUGGUUCUGGGAAUAACCAGUUUGAUCUAAGAUUCAAAUUACGUGGUUUGCCACCUGCAAUUAAGGAGCUUUAUGUGCGAUGCCAAUUUCAGAAGUUCUUGGCUGCAGGGGAUGCAAUAUUCACUGAAGUAUCAACUUCUUACAGCCAUCUAAGGACUCUUGGACUGGGUUCAUUUUGUUUUGCGAAUAUGGAUCAAGUCUCAUGUCUCCUUUCUUUAAUUGGCAGCUCCCACAACUUGGAAAUACUUGAUAUAACUGCCUGCAACUGCAAAAAUGAACAAGUACCUGAACCCGUACUAGAAUUUUGGGAAGAACAGCAUGAUUUUUCUUUAUCCUUGAACCAUUUGCGGAAGGCAACAGUGAGGUCAUUCCAUGGUAAAGAUCAUGAGAUGAGGUUUGUCAAAUCUGUACUCUCCAAUUCACCUUUGCUCAAGGAGAUGACUGUGGAAUGCACGAGGAAUCCCAAUUUUGAUGAGGAUGAAAUAAGAGCAGAGUUGUUGUUUCUUUGUCCUGCCUCUACAGAGUUCACGUUCAUCGGAGGUAAAUACGAUUCCAGCAGUGAUUUGGAUGAAUCCUCUCCUGAUAGUGAUUAGAUGGCAGCCAUCUUUUGUAUCGACAAAGCUUAUUCUGUUAUCUAAAGAGGAGGGGUUUACAGUAAAAAAAGAAUGAUCUGAAGAUUUUGUACUCGGCCUGAAAAUUACGAUGCAUGAGUGAUAGAGACAAGUUUUCAUUGCUCACUACUAGCUGUUUGAAGUUUAUAUGAAUAAGUUUGGAUGAA
Ricinus communis (castor bean) is the source of this 3084-nucleotide messenger RNA. RefSeq names its product F-box/FBD/LRR-repeat protein At1g13570. Lineage: Eukaryota; Viridiplantae; Streptophyta; Magnoliopsida; Malpighiales; Euphorbiaceae. The transcript has 3 exons. The record is from RefSeq and is a predicted model, not a curated record. The coding region runs from base 1610 to 2899 and encodes 429 amino acids. Gene Ontology annotation, molecular function: protein binding.